UGCGGGAGGGCGGCGCGGAGUGCGCCGGCGCGUCGUCGGGGACGCCGGGUCCAGGAUCUUGCUAGGGAACCAGUGUUGUCGCGUCGCCCCGCCCCCUUGGGGCUUUUGCUCCCGUUAACUGUCGGCCGGGCAGGCUCCGCAGCGCAGGGCGACAUGCCGGUGCGCUUCAAGGGCCUGAGUGAAUACCAGAGAAACUUCCUGUGGAAAAAGUCCUAUUUGUCAGAAUCUUAUAAUCCCUCAGUGGGACAAAAGUACUCAUGGGCAGGACUUAGAUCGGAUCAGUUGGGGAUCACGAAAGAACCAGGUUUUAUUUCAAAAAGAAGAGUUCCCUACCAUGACCCUCAGAUUUCAAAAUACCUGGAGUGGAAUGGAACCGUCAGAGAGAAGGGUGUGCUUGUCCCACCAGAACCCCAGACCAUUGGAACUCCAAAGCCACAAGAGGCUGAGCAAGGAGGAGAUGCCAACCAAGAAACAGUUCUCUCACUAGAGGCCUCCAGGGUUCCCAAGAGAACUCGGUCUCAUUCUGCGGACUCCAGAGCUGAAGGGGCUUCAGACACUGUGGAAAAGCACCAGGGUGUCACGAGAAGCCAUGCGCCAGUUAGCGCAGAUGUGGAGCUGAGACCUUCCAGCAAACCUCUCUCCGAGAGCAUAGAUCCCAGGUUGGAUAGGCAUCUUCGUAAGAAAGCUGGAUUGGCCGUUGCUCCCACGAAUAAUGCCUUGAGAAAUUCUGAAUACCAAAGGCAGUUUGUUUGGAAGACCUGUAAAGAAAGCGCUCCAGUGUUUGCAUCCAAUCAGGUUUUCCGUAAUAAAAGCCAAAUUAUUCCACAGUUCCAAGGCAAUACAUUCAUCCAUGAGACUGAAUACAAGCGAAAUUUCAAGGGUUUAACUCCAGUGAAGGAACCAAAGUCAAGAGAGUAUUUGAAAGGAAACAGCAGUUUGGAGAUGUUGACUCCAGAAAAGAAGGCAGAUGAGCCUUUAGACUUAGAAGUAGACAUGGCGUCGGAAGACUCAGACCAGUCCGUAAAGAAGCCUGCUUCAUGGCGACACCAAAGGCUUGGAAAAGUGAAUUCUGAAUAUAGAGCAAAGUUCCUGAGCCCAGCCCAGUAUUUCUAUAAAGCUGGAGCUUGGACCCGGGUGAAGGAGAACCUGUCAAACCAGGGCUCUCUAAAUGCCAUGUGGUAUGCAGAGGUCAAGGAACUCCGAGAAAAGGCCGAAUCUUACAGGAAGCGAGUUCAGGGGACACAUUUUUCUCGGGACCAUCUGAACCAGAUUAUGUCGGACAGCAACUGCUGUUGGGAUGUCUCCUCAGUCACAAGCUCGGAAGGCACCGUCAGUAGCAACAUCCGAGCACUGGAUCUUGCUGGAGACCUUAAAAACCACAGGACCCCCCAGAAACACCCUCCUACCAAACUAGAAGAAAGAAAAGUUACCUCAGGAGAGCAGCCCCUGAAAAGCCCCACCAGGAGACUGGAGAUGCCAGAGCCUGCCGCCUCGGUCAGGAGGAAGCUGGCUUGGGAUGCUGAGGAGAGCACGAAGGAAGACACCCAGGAGGAGCCCAGGGCGGAGGAGGAUGGGAGAGAGGAGAGAGGACAGGGCAAGCAGACCUGUGCGGGAGAGCUGGAGAAACCGGACACACAGACACCCAAGGCAGACAGACCGACAGAAGGGUCGGAGACAUCUUCUGUUUCAUCAGGGAAGGGAGGCAGGCUUCCUACACCGAGGCUGAGAGAACUUGGUAUCCAGCGGACGCACCAUGAUCUCACGACGCCAGCUGUUGGUGGCGCAGUCUUAGUGUCUCCAUCUAAAGUGAAGCCACCAGUCCUCGAGCAGAGGAGGAGAGCGUCCUCCCAAGAUGGCUUAGAAACUCUGAAGAAAGACAUUACUAAGAAAGGAAAACCCCGUCCCAUGUCCCUGUUGACUUCUCCGGCUGCUGGCAUGAAGACAGUUGAUCCCCUGCCUCUGCGAGAAGAUUGUGAAGCCAGUGUGCUCAGAUUUGCUGAGGGUACUCUUCCUGUUUCGAAAAUUUUGGACCGUCAGGCCAGCACCCCUGGGCAGCUGCCUCCAUGUGCCCCGCCUUACUGUCAUCCGUCCAGCAGGAUCCAGGGCCGUCUGCGAGACCCUGAGUUUCAGCACAACAUGGGAAAACCAAGGACGAACAAUUUGCAGCUACAUCCACACGAUGCCUUUAAUGAUGAAGAUGCAGAUAGACUGUCUGAGAUCUCUGCUCGCUCUGCAGUUUCCAGCCUCCGGGCUUUCCAGACUCUAGCCCGAGCUCAGAAAAGAAAGGAGAAUUUCUGGGGCAAACCAUAAACCUCUCAUCUUAUCUAAAGACAAGCUGGCUCAUCUUUACUUACUCAGUGUGUUAAGAUUUUCAGAGGGUUUGGAUUUUCUUCUAACACUUCUGACUCAGAUAAUUUGAAUUUUCAGUGGCUCAUCUUAGCCAGAAAAUUGUCAUGCAGCUGUGUCUAAGUUUAAUUCUUGUCUGAGUACAAAGGUGUGGGAUUAUGCAUUUCUUCUCACACUCUGACUUUUGUAUCAGGUGCUGGGGGUUGCUAGUUGAAGCCUGAAAGUCAUCUACAGAAUAUUCUAAAGGGAGAAAAUGAAGUCAACAUUAAGAUCUUCCAACUUAAUUCUCCCUUAGAUUGGUCUUAGGCAUUUUAAUAGCUGUAGGUGUCAUGAAAAGAAUCUCACUGUUUUUAUUAGCACCUUCUGUAUACACAGGUGCAGUGUUAAGAUGAUUGGACUUUGAAAAGCUGGCUGUACAUAUUUUUCUUAUUUAUGUAACAAAAUUUGCUGAGAGAAUAUGUAUAUUUUUGAUCUUUUUAUGUAUUUUAUUUGUAUAAUAACUGGCAUACAUUUGAAUAAUGUCUAGAUUUUGAAAAAUGACUUGUGAAAUGGAGAAUUAAAAUUUUGUAGACAUUUAAAAAUGAAAAUUAAGUGUGCUUGGCUUCUUCAGGAAGUUAUCAUGUGGAAUAAAUAUCUUCUAGAAGCAUUCUAUUAGAACUGCUUAAUCAAAAAUUAUACUACUAUUGCAGCUGCUAAAUGCAGUGAAACUGAGUCUACAGUAUUUUUUUUCACAAAUAUGAGGUUUUAAAAACAGAUUCAUUAAAAAAUUUAAACACCAA
This is a messenger RNA of Mus caroli (Ryukyu mouse), 3125 nucleotides long. It is a transcript of the gene Saxo6, whose product is annotated as stabilizer of axonemal microtubules 6. Lineage: Eukaryota; Metazoa; Chordata; Mammalia; Rodentia; Muridae. Gene Ontology annotation, molecular function: microtubule binding. Gene Ontology annotation, biological process: retina development in camera-type eye; negative regulation of centriole replication. The record is from RefSeq and is a predicted model, not a curated record.